CGACACCGACGACACCGGGAAACAUGGGUUGUGAAUUAACGAAGCUGGCUAGCGGAAGCAAUGGGGGCAACUCGAAGAGCAACAACGUGCCGAGCCUGGACGCGUGCGGACCGCCACCGGUGGACAGCCGGUUGCCGCUGACGGCCAAACAGAAAUACACGAUGGUCGCCUCGUGGAAGGGCAUCAGCCGGGCGAUGGAGACGACCGGCAUCACCAUGUUUAUCAAACUGUUCGAGGAGCACGCGGACCUGUUGAACAUGUUCGCCAAGUUCAAGGAGCUCAAGACCAAGGAGGAACAGGCCACCUCGGAGGAGCUGCAGGAGCACGCCAACAAGGUGAUGAACACGCUGGACGAGGGCAUCCGCGGGCUGGACGAUCUGGACACGUUCUUCGAGUUCAUCCACCAGGUCGGGGCCUCGCACCGGCGCAUACCCGGCUUCAAGCAGGAGUACUUUUGGCGCAUCGAGGAACCGUUCCUGGCGGCCGUCUCGACCACGCUCGGUGAUCGGUACACGCAGAACGUGGAAGGAAUUUACAAGCUCACCAUCAAGUUCAUCAUCGAGACGCUGGUGGCGGGCUACGAAGCAAGUGCCAACAAUAACGUCGACGGGGCGACGGCGACGGCGGCGGGAGGUAGUACGGCGAAGGACGGUGCCCCCAGCCGGGCAUCCUGAGCGCCGUAAGAGGUAAUAGCAAUCGAUCGAUCGAAACCACUCCAGCAGCGCUCCACGGGGCCACUGGGGAACCCCGGGCCCCCCAGCCUGUAGGCCAACGGCAUCAGUGGCAACAGUGUGGUUGUCGGGCCGCCGCCACCAGCCAUCAGCCA
Molecule: messenger RNA, 826 nt
Organism: Anopheles cruzii
Lineage: Eukaryota; Metazoa; Arthropoda; Insecta; Diptera; Culicidae
Product: neuroglobin-like
Exons: 3
Coding region: 24-674 (216 amino acids)
Molecular function (GO): heme binding; oxygen binding
Source: RefSeq, a predicted model, not a curated record